UCAAACAGUAAACAGGAAACGUAUGUUUUGCCGGUCGGCACGGUUGUGGCACCCGCUACUCCAGCACUGAGUGGCCCAAACACCGAAGCUGGUGGUUUACUGCUUAUUUUGUAUGUAGCUACAUUUAAUGCUAAUCACAAGUCUAGCGCUGGAACACUAGUUAGCUUUUGUUUGCAGUGUAGCUAAGGUGCAACCCUCUGUGGAAAUGGGUUGUGUGGGGGCGGUGUGAUUUGUUUUUUUACCGUUAGUCUGCUGGCCAACUUUAAGAUGCUAAACGCUAAACACAACGAGCUGUAUGAAUACGUGACUAUUUAAACCACAGUAAUUAAGACGAAAGGCUCCAGUCGUGUUGUGUUCUUGACAAAUGCUAGCUAGAGUAGCUGAGCGGUUGCCAAUAGAGACAGGAGGCGCUUAUGUGUGUUCAUUUUAUGCUGCUCUUAAACCCAGAGCUGCUAACAGUGACGAUGAAAUGAUAAAUAAAUAAAAAAAAAUGGCAGUAAAAAUGUAUUCUGCUCGGUUCUGUUGCACUGUUAGCUUGAUGACUACCCUUACACUGUAAACCCACCAGCACAGAUUGAACAUGGCUACAACGCUGAAGGGGAAAGCCUCGAAAAGUUCAUUCAGGGAUGAUUUGCUUGACAGCUUGCUUGAUGAUGACAAGCAGCCAGUAAGGACGAAAGCAUCACGCGGAGGACCUAUGUAUAGCACGCUAGCACAGGAGAUAAAAAUGGAUGGUGCGGACACUGAGGACUCGGAUGUGUCAGCGGCUGAUCCCAGCGACAUACUCAAGAGCAUGAAGGACAUGGACGACAUGGACGCUGACCUCUUUGCAUCAAAGAAGAAGCCCAGUUCGGCUCCCGCGCAAACAAAGCCACUUGUUAGCGAAGGACCAAAGAAAGACUCUGCUGUGCUCGAGAGUAAUGCAAAACCAGAGGAAGCAGAUGAACCCACCAAAGAGGGGAAGAAGCCGAACUCUGCACCUUUAUCCUCAGCGCGGAGUUAUAAGAAGUUCACCUUCUCUGACAGUGGUGGUGAGGAUGAAGGUGUUGCUCAGACUUCUUACGCUAAAGAUCUAGACGACCCCCUGGAUGAUUUGCUUCCAGGUGACUCAAAGCCUGACUUGAAAUCUAGCUUCUCCAAACCUGAAAAAUCUGUGCCAUCUCCUUCAGCAUCUCCCAUUCUAAAGAAUAAAACGACUAAGGCAACAAAGAAAGGCGAGCUCACGUUUGAGGAUGAUAAGGAUGACCUAAUGGAUACACUCGGAUUUGACAGCAAUAAAAACAAUCCCAAGAAACAAGAAACACCGCUUUGGUCUCCCAAGGAAAGAGCCGACGCCCCUCAGAGACCUCGUACCAGAAUUGAUGAGAUUCUGGAGAGUUUCACGUCACCGCGUCUUCUGGAGCGACCACCAACGGGCGAGAGGAAGGACGAGCUUCAGUCUCAAGAAAAGCCGCAACAGGAGAAGACGUCUGCUGGGAAAGAGCCUCGUUUAGAUGAUGACCUCACAUUUGGAUCCUAUCAGCCCACACUGGGAUCCACUUCUGAAGGGCGUCAGUCUCGUAGACAGUCUGUCAGAUUUUCUACUGAGGACAUGAGUGUAUCUACGCCAGAAAAGAAGCCAAAGCCCACCACUCCCACAUCUUCUCGACAACGCAACUCAGCCGACUGGCUGGGCCUCAAGACAGAAGAUGAGCCGGUCUAUCUAGAGGAGGGCAUCGAUAAGACAAAGAAUCCAGCAGAGGCUUCAAAGAGCCCCUCGUCUCCUUUACUGGAAAGAAAGCCCUCAUUCACUGGUAGCCAUUCCACAUCUGUUGCAAAAACACCAGAAGAGAGCUCAGCCCCAGCUGACAAUACCAUUAAACAGGCCAAGCCUGAGGUUUCUAAGACCCAGAGGAAAGAAGGGGAUGAUGAGGAUGACUGGUUAGCUGGGGCACUGAGCAGGAGGAAAGCUCUGUCCGCGUUAAACACAGAGGCAAAACCAUCCAAGCAGGAAGAGUCUUUCACUGACUUCAGUGUUAGUAAACAAGUAACGUCACAAACUCCCAAAAGCAGAGAAGACACGCUUCCUUCAAUCAAAGAAACGAGUGACACUUUUCCCGGACGCCUCGGUCCUGCUGCUCAUUCCACGCCUGUCAGAGAAGAAAGGUCUAAUCAUGAUCCGCAGCAAAAUGCAACGCUAAACACAUCAGCUGCUUUCCCACAACAGGCAUCAUUUUCAGCCGACAGUCUGCAGCAGCUGCUUCUCCAAAACCAGCUGAUGCAGACUCAGUUGCUGGGCCUAGGCGGUGUGGUUGAUGCGGGACUCCUGCGGCGACUUACAGAAAAAGAACAACCUGCAGACUAUCAAGCUUUACAGGCCCGCGUCAUCCAGUUGGAGGGACAGGUCAAGACUUUGCAGCUGGAGCGAGACCAAAGCCAAAUGAUACUGGAGAGCAUGCAGCAGCGGCACAAACAGGAUAUGGAGCUCCUGGAGAACGCACACAAAGCUCGUGUGAAACUGCUCGAGGAUUCGGUUGCCCAGCGGGAGACUCAAGCGCGACAUGAGUGCGAAGACCUGAUGGAACGCCUGGCAACGGUAACGCGAGCGGCUGAGAAGGAACGCUCAGAGCUUCAGGCUCAGUACCAGCGGAAAAUGGCCCAGGCCCAGCAGGAAAGAGACUGUGAGGUGGAGAGACUCAGAGACCUUCAGAGAAAAUCUAUCUUGGAGAUGAAGAGAGACUAUGAGGAUCAGAUCCACAGACUGAAGAGGCUAAAGGAAGAAGAGAUCGAUGCUGUUACAAGCGCAACAUCUCAGACCAGGUCCGUGGCAGGGGUGAUUGAAAGGAUGGAGCAGUUCUCCUCACGGCUUGGGGAGCUUUCCUCUCGGGUGGAGAGCACGCACGAACACACCGCUCACGGCCUGGAGCAGGAGGCACGGCACAGAGACGAGCAGCUUCGAACAAUGCAGGGUCAUCUGGCCCAGCAGCAGAAAGCCAUGGCAGAGGAGAAAGCGUACCUGAAGGACAUUAUUUCCAGGAUGGACACUCAGCUUAAAGAGCAGCAGAGACAGCUUGAGAAGGAGCGCUGGAAGAUGACAGCAGAGCAGGCCAAAGCCGAGUCGACCCAAAGAAGCCUGGAGGAAGAGCGGUGUGUCCUCACCACGCAGAUCAGCGUGGAGCGAGAGGAGCUGGAGAGAGCCAAGAGCGCGUUACUGGAGGAGCAGAAGUCAGUGAUGCAGCACUGCGCGGAUGAGAGGAGGAAGUUGGCGGCCGAGUGGGCACUCUUCCACGCCCAGGAGAAGCAGAGGCAUGAGAGGGCUGAGCGUGAGGUCAGCAGUCUGUUGGAGAAGAGGGAGGGCUCCAUCAUAAGUCUGGCACAGGAGCAAGCUGACUUGAAGCUUCGCAUGGCCGAGCUGAAACAGAAGGAACUUGCUGUGGCACGGGAGCGAGAGGCUCUGGAAGAACUUAGAGAAGAGCUGGACAGAGAGAAAGAAAGACUAAGCAGCACGGCCCUGAGACUCAAAACACGAGCCCAGGAGGUCGAGGCUUUCAGCAAGCUCGCGGCAGAGAAGUAUGAGGAGGGGGAACGAGCAUUGCAGGAGGCGAAACGAUUGGAGGCGGAGCACGAGGCGCGACUGAGAAAUAUUCACACCCAAACAGAGCACCUGAGGCAACAGGAGCAACGGAUUUUAAAGGAGCAAAUACGAUUAAGUCACCUGCAUAAGGAUACAGAGAGGCUGGGGCAAAACCCUCCUCUUACACCUCUACCACAAAUUAUUGCCCCCGUUUUAACAGACUCAGUUUCAGAGCUGCCUGCAACCCUAAAUGUUCCUCCUCCAGUUUCAUUUACCAGCUCUCAGUCUAUGGCACUUCAGGCCAAUCUGGCUCUGUGGAGAUAUACUGCAGAAAAGGACCGUGAAUACCUACAAGAGGAGCAGUUCUUUCUAGAAAAUCUGAAAAAGAAAUCUUACAGAUCUUUCAGCACAGAUUGACCAACACAUGCUGGGCUUUCCUCCCAGCACAUAUGGAAUCACGUUAC
Molecule: messenger RNA, 4017 nt
Organism: Haplochromis burtoni (Burton's mouthbrooder)
Lineage: Eukaryota; Metazoa; Chordata; Actinopteri; Cichliformes; Cichlidae
Product: fas-binding factor 1 homolog
Exons: 31
Coding region: 581-3970 (1129 amino acids)
Biological process (GO): cilium assembly; establishment of epithelial cell polarity
Cellular component (GO): ciliary basal body; ciliary transition fiber; centriole
Source: RefSeq, a predicted model, not a curated record